This is a messenger RNA of Eptesicus fuscus (big brown bat), 1780 nucleotides long. It is a transcript of the gene CDC50B, whose product is annotated as transmembrane protein 30B. Gene Ontology annotation, biological process: phospholipid translocation. Gene Ontology annotation, cellular component: plasma membrane; endoplasmic reticulum; Golgi apparatus. NCBI's taxonomy places the organism in Eukaryota, Metazoa, Chordata, Mammalia, Chiroptera, Vespertilionidae. The coding region runs from base 290 to 1351 and encodes 353 amino acids. The record is from RefSeq and is a predicted model, not a curated record. The transcript has a single exon.
UCCGGAAGCGGGAGCCGCUCCCGAUUACCAGCAGGGGCGGAGCCGGCCCGGGCCACCUGGGCCGAAGCGAAACUGUGGGGUCCGGUCGAUGCACCCAGAACCUGGAACUUAGACUCCCCUGUGCGAGGGCCAGAGGCGGGCCGGGGCCAAAACUCACCUGCGCGCGCGGAAAACUGACCCGGGAGUAGCCUCCGGGAUCGCCCAGCGCGGAGGCGGAGGCGGAGGCGACCGGCUGGCCCCACCUGGGCCACCCUCCGUCCGCCCGUGCGUCCCUGCCGGCGGGGCCGCCAUGACCUGGAGCGCCACGGUGCGGGGCGCCCACCAGCCCGACAACACCGCGUUCACGCAGCAGCGCCUCCCCGCCUGGCAGCCGCUGCUGUCGGCCAGCAUCACGCUGCCGCUCUUCUUCUGCGCGGGCCUGGCCUUCAUCGGCCUGGGCCUGGGCCUCUACUACUCGUCCAACGGCAUCAAGGAGCUCGGGUACGACUACACGGGCAACCCGGGCACCGGCGACUGCUCGCUGUGCGGCGUGGCCGACCAGGACCGCGCGCCGCCGCCCAGCUGCCGGUGCGUCUGGAACUUCUCGCUGGCCGAGCUCUUCCAGGGCCCCGUGUACCUCUACUACGAGCUCACCAACUUCUACCAGAACAACCGGCGCUACGGCGUGUCCCGCGACGACGCGCAGCUGAGCGGGCUGCAGAGCGCCCUGCGCCACCCGGUCAACGAGUGCGCCCCCUACCAGCGCAACGCCAGCGGCGUGCCCAUCGCGCCCUGCGGCGCCAUCGCCAACAGCCUCUUCAACGACACCUUCUCGCUGUGGCACCAGCGCCUGCCUGGCGGGCCCUACGUCGAGGUGCCGCUCGACCGCACCGGCAUCGCCUGGUGGACCGACUACCACGUCAAGUUCCACAACCCGCCCUUGGUGAACGGCAGCCUGGCGCUGGCUUUCAAGGGCACCGCGCGCCCGCCCAACUGGCCCGUGCCGGUCUACCGGCUCAGCCCGGACCCCAACAACACCGGCUUCAUCAACCAGGACUUCGUGGUGUGGAUGCGCACGGCGGCGCUGCCCUGGUUCCGCAAGCUGUACGCGCGCAUCCGCCAGGGCAACUACUCCGCCGGCCUGCCGCGCGGCAACUACCGCGUCAACAUCACCUACAACUACCCGGUGCGCGCCUUCGGCGGCCACAAGCGCAUCAUCUUAAGCAGCAUCUCCUGGAUGGGUGGCAAGAACCCCUUCCUGGGCAUCGCCUACCUGGUCGUGGGGUCCCUCUGCAUCCUCACGGGCUUUGUCAUGCUGGUCGUGUACAUUCGCUACCAGGACCAGAACGACGAGGCCGAGGACCAGGAGUGAUACCUGCUUUCAAAGCAUCCGUCCUGCGUCUUGCCAAAACUCUCUUGCAAGCUUCUCCCCCUUCGCCCCUCGCCCCUCACCCAGGUCCAGCCUAGCCUCACUUUUUCCUGCUGUGUGGAUGAGGGGACCAGAGAGAGUAAUUGCACCCUAUUGGGGGCCACCAGACUUGUUGGGAUGCUUGGGCUGUAGAAUAUGACAACCUUGCAAGAUCUCCCCAGCUGCUUCACGAUUUACCGAGUUGACGGGUUAGGUUUUAAGUUCCGUAGCAUUUGAGAACGAAAGGGACGUUAGAGACUCCUUUUCGUCUAUUUAAUGAAGAGACGGAGACCUGGAGGUGUUAAAUAGCUCAUUCAAGAUCAGGCAGCUCCUCUUUGGCUCCUGACUCUGAUUCCGGAGCCUUUACCACUACUACAGUGGUUUCAUUCUGUU